UCGUUUGUAUAUAUCGAUACAACUUGCAAUAUCAAUCUCAUUUGGGAAGAACUGUGACUUUUGCGUGAAAUGAAAAUUAAGAAUAUAAAUUCUUCUUAUUUAUUAAAAAACUAAAAUGGUUUCUAUGCAAUUUGUGUUGCAACCUCUUCCUGGCAAUGAUGAUCAAUUUAUUGAAAGAGUACGGGAAGUUUCGGAAAAAGUAAAUCGAUUUGGGUAUGGCACUCAUCGUAUAUUUGAGCAAUUGAAAAUUCCAGUAAGAGAAGUCGUUAUUGGGCCUACCCAUAUUGGUGUACUUCUUGAGGAUGGUAAAGCAUUUCGAGUAUCAUUUUCUAUCAACUCUGAAAAGCUUGAUUUGACUAAAUCUGAUACUAAAUGUUCCACAACUGGUGCCGGUGGAACAACCAAUGCUUCAAAGGCGCCUUCAUCAUCGCGUCCCAUGGCCCGUUCUAGGGCACGUCUUUUGCGUGCAACAGGCCGGUCAAGCUCAAGUGGUCAAGGAUCCGGAUCACGAAGUACCGGUGUAAUUAUAGGAGGCAGCACAUCUAAUCGUCCUUUGGUAACUGUACCAGCUACGUAUGUCCCAGAGGAACUUAUUUCACAAGCAGAAGUAGUUCUACAGGGCAAGAGCAGAAAUCUCAUAAUAAGAGAAUUGCAGCGCACCAAUUUAGAUGUAAAUUUAGCUGUAAACAAUUUGCUUUCGCGCGAUGAUGAAGAAGCUGAAGAUACGGAGGAAGGUGCAGACAAUUACGUGCCUGAAGACCUUAUAUCACUGUUGGACAAUGGGUUUAGUGCAGAUAAUAACAGCGUUAUCAUCGAUCCUUCAGAUGGACUAUUUUCAGAAGAAAUAUUCAGUAACUAUUCAAGCAUUCGCAAUUUACUGUUCGACCGUAUACGUAGUGAACGCAGCAAUUCCAACACAAACGCUGCAGAAAGUAAUCAAUCAAACCGUUCAACGACAUCAGGUGGUAUAUCUGGAAACAGUGGACUCUCAGCUCAAAUAUCUGUUAAUGCUGAUCGCGAAGCGUUCAGUCGUUGGCGGGAUCGUCAGUACUACGGGCCGCGCCGCUGGAUAAAUAAAGACGAUUAUACAUGGGAGAAGGAUGCAGAUUCCAAAAAAAAAGAACCUUCAUCAAUGUUGUCUCCAAUAUGGAUAUCGGAGGAACUACAACCAUGGCCUGAUAAAACUUCGGUCCGGUUUAAGACAAUCGGAGCUUUAUUUUCUGAAUUCAUUGCACUGUCUGAUAAUGGAGACUUAUACCAAUGGCGUUGGUCCGACUCAGAGCCUUAUAAGUCAGAUGUGGACAAUAUGUAUCAUCCAAAAACCUUGGCACUCAACAUUAACGAAAGGGUCGUGCAUAUUUCAGCUAAUUUUAUACGGUGUUCCGUGGUGACUGAGUCAAAUCGAGUUGCCACCUGGAUGGACGAACAACUGGGAUAUCUUGGAGCCAAGCUGGACCAUACUUGUUGUACUUUCAACGAAUUUAUUUCGGAUCCAAUAACAAACAUUUAUGUUUGUUCAUUGUAUACAGUGGUUAGAACGGACAGCAACAACAUUUAUUGGUGGGGCGUUCUUCCAUUUGAUCAGCGCCGAUAUCUGUGGGACAAAUUUCGAACAAAAACAAAGAAACCGUUUAAGGUUAUUGCAACGGAUAUUAAUGUAGGGGCGCAGGUUAUAAUGAAAAAAUGUCCUAUAUAUCAAUCUGGAUCAAUUGGUUUUACAUGUUCCAACGGUGUACCCAAAGUUGGGCAACUCUUAAACUCGGUUUGGAAUUUCACUGAUGUGUGUCGUAUGAAAAUUAUAAAUAUUAACACACAUUUGGGCCCAGAUAAAUCUCCAGCAACUGGGGUAAACCAAAAUAUCCAAGGAGCAUCUACAGAUAAGGACCUUUUGAAGGCAACAGUCAUGCAAAGCACAAGCAAUAGUAAAAAUGGACAAAUGAGUUCAUCGAGCAAGGAAUCAACCGAUAGGAUCGACAUGCCUCCACCACCAUCUCCGGCUUCUAGCACCUGCAGUGAUACUGGUAGUGUUACAUCACACAAACGCACUAAGAGAAUGACUGCAAAAGAGGACUCCCACACCAAUCAAGAGAGCAGAAAGGACGAAGAGCUAUGGCAGUUAAAAGACGUUGUUUUUGUUGAAGAUAAGGUCGGCCCGAUUGGAAAAGUGCUUAAAGUCGAUGGUGACUUUGUAGCCGUUCGGUUUCCAGCAUUGAACAACGCCUCUAAUGCAGCUUCAACAUCCAAAGACGAAUGUAAAGACGACGACUGGCAACAAUGCCGUCUGCUUCGGCGCGAAGAUGUACAAGUUUUUCGGACUGUAAUGUCAACGCGUGGUCCAGAUUGGUUGCAAAAGCAGCCAAAAAAAGUUAAUGUCGGUGCUGAUACAGCUGGCGUUCAGUUGCUCACAAUAGCCGUUGAUAUGCGAGGUAUUCACGUAAUCAAAAAGGUACUCGGUAAAAUACAUUACAGCUUGUACAACUUGUACAACAGUAAGCAGGAGCAAAACUGCCAAUUUCCUACAGACUGCGCUUCAUUUAUUGGCGUUUCUCCUACAAAUAUAUUAAUGGCUUGCAAUAAUGAUUGUAGUGGAAAUAACAGUACUAUUGUGCUCAGAGAUGGCAAUGGUGCCCUGUACCCAUUAGCGAAGGAUUGUCUUGGCUCAAUAAAGGAUCCCCAGUGGUUUGAUUUACCCCCAGUAAAAUCAAUUACCAUGGCAACGAUACCGCUACCGGCAAUGGUUUCUGGAUUAAACCUCAAAUCAAAGGUGUGCAUGACGGCUUUGCUUUUUGACACACAAAAACUCAUGCCGCAUAUACUACGUUGUGAUAUUAAGAAUAGCUUCGCUGCUAUAGCCCGGCUUGAAAAGGAAGAUCACACUGAUACUGCUUCAGUUGUCGAAGAGCGCUGCGAUGGGGCUCGUAACAUAUUCCAUGCAUGUGUUAUUAUGUGUGCCCCAACCUCUAACAAGGAUUCGCAUGCAGAUUCUCCUAGUAGUAGCUCUGAUAAAAAGACACUAUCGGCUGGGCUUUCGAUCACACGUUCUAUUCCAAACGCACCAGCAUAUGUUAGCGGUAACUCUUUUGGAGCGAAUGCGUCCACUACCAGUGACAGCGCUAGUUUCGCCACAAUGACGGCUGGAAUAAGCGCGUCUGGUGUAAGAGACAAUCGCAUUAAUUUGCGUGAUAUGAUGCAACGCCUUAUUAAUACUGAUCAACCUGAGCAAUCCGGUCAUCCAACGACGAGCGGAAACGAAGACCAUGCUUAUAUUCCAUGGCCAGCAGAGGCGUCUUCUGCUAACAAUCUAAGCGGGGUCUCAUCGCAAAACAUCGCAGAUGGUAUUGAAGAUAUUUCCAAAGUAAUUCCGUCCUCUACCCAGAGUUCCAUUUUAUCAAGCAUUAAAUUAGGAUCCCCAAACUACACAUUCGAUCUAUCACAGCGCCGUGAGCAUGCACUCUUGAUUCUGCAACAAAUGUGCGCCAGUCCUGCACUACGGCCUUACCUCUACCAGAUGCUAAGUACCAAAGAUGCGCAGGGUCAAACUGCUUUUAUGCUAUCCGUGACAUGUCGUGCCUAUGAAGCAGGGAUUAUAAUUUUGAACACUAUACUAAUGCUUGCUGAUCAAGAUUCUCAGGUUAAGGAAUCUAUGAUAUUUCCCAAUGGUUCUCCAGCGGAUCAAUCACCAUUACAUGUGAUAUGUUACAAUGAUACGUGCUCAUUUACUUGGACAGGGGCUGAUCAUAUAAACCAAAACAUUUUUGAAUGUAAAACAUGUGGUCUGACUGGAUCGUUAUGCUGCUGCACAGAGUGCGCUCGAGUAUGCCACAAAGGACAUGAUUGUAAAUUAAAGCGCACAGCACCGACAGCCUAUUGUGAUUGCUGGGAAAAAUGCAAGUGCAAAGCACUUAUCGCUGGCAAUCUCACAAAGAGAUUUGCUUUGCUCUGCAAACUAGUUUCUUGUACCGAUUUGGUCACGAAAUUCAACUCUAAAGGGGAAUCUAUACUACUAUUUCUGAUACAGACUGUGGGUAGACAAAUAGUGGAGCAAAGACAAUACCGUUUCAAUGUUAGGGUUCGUAAUGUCGGAAAUACUACGGGGAGCACGAAUGGGAACAACACAGCUAUAUCGAAUCGAAAGUCUUCCUCGCUGGACGUAGAAAGUGAAAUGCCAGACCAUGAUCUCGAACCACCGAAAUUCGCCAGAAAAGCACUUGAACGACUCCUAAUUGAUUGGAAUGCAGUACGCUGCAUGAUAAUGAGUGGAGCUGAAAGAAACGAUAUAAAUUAUCAUAUUCCUCCGAGCAACAUUGCAGAAAGCCCUAGUCCGGAUAGCUUCAACACGUUUAUACAGACCCAGCAAGGUUCUACACUUCUGGACAAGUUUACUCACAGCUUAAUUGUGAAAUGCACAGGCGACCAUCUUGACACUUUGCUGCUUACAUUAGUACGCGAGCUACAAAACGUUGGUAUUACUAAUAGAUGUAAGGAGGCCGAGGAAGUUGCAAGGCGCUUCGUUCGCUCCGUUGCUCGUGUUUUCGUUAUUUUUAAUUUAGAAAAACAACCAAAUCCAGAAAAAAGAAAACUACACACUGCAUGCAAUAAAUAUGUUCAAAGCUGUGUGAAAGUUUUUCAGACGUUACACCGAAUAUCUAUUGAAGAACUAUGUGAGGUUUCUGAAGCACUAAUUGCUCCAGUACGACUUGGUGUUGUGAGGCCUACCGCUCCUUUUACAAUGUCAUCAUCAAACCUAGAUAACUCGGAUGAUCUAUUUAGUGUAGACCCGUUAGCACCCUCGAAUGUAGAGCCACUUUCCGAGAACGUAUUGGGACACGAUGCUGCAAACGAACAAAGUACUAGCUUUAAUAUCCAGCAAAACUACGACGUUGUCGCAAUGGAAACGAUUCGCGAUGCUUCAGAAUCGGAAGAAGCUAUUAAUCGAGAAGCAAAUUCUCAUACUCAGGACGAUGAUUUGAUAGAAAAUCAACGAAAUGAGGAUGGUCUCCAGGAUGAUGAAAGUGAUAAUGAUUUUACUUUUAAUGAUGCUGAGACCGAAUCAGACUCUGAUGACAACCAGAGUAACCAGGAGGUGCAGAGAAACGUUCCAACCGGUGCAACCGCUGGAUCCGAAACAGAUAUUGGUGUUCUAUUUUUGGAGGACGAAUCGGGAGACUCAUCAGCACAAGAGGAAGAUGGUUCAGAAGAUGGUGAAUCUGAUGAUCAUUCCGAUGAAUUUAAUUUUAACGAUCAACAACUUGAACGUCGUAACACUAGUUCAAAUGCACGUAGUGAUCUAGCUCCCCAGACAAUGCAAUGGGCAAUCAGAAGCCGUGACACUGCUCGGUCAUCGCUACGCGUGCCAACCGGUUCCAAUUUAGUUUUCAUUGACCCGAUGGCUUUAAGACGCUCCACAGUACCAGCUACUACCGCGGUUACUACGCCAUCCGCAGAGUCUCAUACAAUGGCUACAACUGCUAGCAAUUUAGCACGGGCAUUUGGAAUUACAAUUAGACAGAUUUCUGAACUUAUAAGUAUUCUAUCUUACAAUAUAGUAAAUGAUAUAGAUACAUCAUUGAAAAUUCAAGGAGAGGAAGCAGUUGCUGUCCAGGCAUUUGUCGAAAAGCGAUUAAAGUCAACAUGGGACUGGAUGUUUACAGUGAUGGACGGAACGGAAGCACAGCUAAAGUUUGGUGCCUAUUUGACCAACUAUACUGACCCCAAUCAUCCUCUGCACCCCCUUAACCUUAGCGGACCAUCGACCAAUAAUCAAACACCUGCUCCUACCACUUCUACAUCCAUUGGUGUUAAUGUGCUGGGAUCUAACUCACGUCGAGACUUCUUUACAUACUGCCUGUCUCUGAUGCGUGCGCACACCUCUGAACAUAGAGAUGCCCUUCCAGUAUUGGAUAUAACUGCUCUUCGACAUAUUGCAUACGUGCUCGACGCGUUUAUUUACUAUAUGCGCAAUGAUACAGGAUUUUAUGAUAAGCAGGAAAAUAUCUCUGGACGUAUAAACAAUGUGUCACCAAUGCCUGAAAAUUAUGAUACGGACGAUGAAUCAACGAACAUAGAAGAUUUUAGUGACGUACAGCCGUCUACAAGUACCCUGUCUUCAAGCAAUGUCGGCACACGCAGACAUGCCUUUUUCACUAGAUCUGAGUCGACCCUCAGCUUAGGCUGCUCGGCGCCGGACGGCUUUGAAUUACCGCUUGAUAUGGCAAUGCCCCUUGCCGAUAAACCUCAUUUGCUGCAGCCUAAUUCCAAACGACAGGAGCUUUUUGCCAAUCUACCACUCCUUGUAGUUGCAAGUGCUAAUGCUAGUAUCGAUGACCCUCCUACAAGGCUCGGAUUUUCCAAUUCCUUAAAAACGGAUGGGCCUGUUUUUGAAACUGUCCCAUCCCAACAGCCUGUGGAAGUAAUACAAAAUCCGGUGAAUAGCAUCUUAGAUGAUGAUAAUAUCGCAUAUGAGGCUGAUGAGACUGCAGAAACCAAUAUUUACCUGCAAUUAAAGAAAAAACAGUGUUUCGAAGAUUUAAAAUCCCGUAAGGACGUUGAUGUAGGAAGUCAAAGCUGCCAAUUCGAUAGAGUGGUAUCAAUGGAAACAGAUGAGUUGGAAAAAUCAGGCAGUGGUACAAGUACAUCAAAAACGACGGAUGCGUUAAUGGCUACAAGACCGGAAGUUAUAAUUGCGCCAAACAAAGCAUCAUUAACAUCGUCGACAGCCGAUCAUUGCAGCGUUAUUGUACUGGCAGGAGGUUCUUGUUUAAAAACGGUUGACUCUGAGCUCAACAGUUCUUCUUCCAAUUCCAUUUUAACUUCGGAAAAAACAAAAUGUGAUACACUUCAACCAAAGACACCUCCGCAGAUGUUGGUGUUUCCUAUUCGAGGUUCUUUGUUUUACAAAAAUACUUUUUCGGAACUGCCGUCUUGGAACUUUUUGUUAAGCCGUUGGAAACUAACACUUGAUAUCUUCGGACGUGUAUUCAUGGAUGAUGUUGGAAUGGAACAUGGGUCUGUAUUGCCAGAACUGAGAGGUUUUCCUGUUAAGGAAAUGCGUUUUCGACGACACAUGGAAAAACUGCGAAAUGGUCAACAGCGUGAUUUAGUGUUCUGCAAACUCGAACGAAACCGAGAAACGUUAAUUGUUCAAACUUUUAAAGAGCUUAAUACCCAAUUUGGCAAUCAAAAUAGGCGAUCUCAGCCUCCUAUUGCAUUCAACAGAGUGAAAGUAACAUUUAAAGAUGAACCCGGUGAGGGAUCUGGUGUAGCCCGCAGCUUUUAUACAUCCAUCGCAGAAGCUUUGCUGGCUAACGCAAAAAUGCCUAGUCUGGAAUCUAUACAAGUGGGGAGCUCGCAUAGCAAAUAUGGAGUGCCGUUUUCGAGUAUACUGAGAAGCAGAACCGUCGCCGGAUCUAGUCGCGACCAGCCCACAUUACAAAGACGUGGCACCAGUAGCAAAAUUCUAUGGCGAACAGCUCGUGACCGAAAGGUUUUAAAUGUAGAUGCCAGACCGUAUACCCCAUCCAACAGUACAGAUAAUUCAAUGGCGGAGAGCGCAAACGAACAUUUAUCUGUUCAUUUGCAACAACUUGGAGAACGUUUAUACCCUAAGAUCAACUCGAUAAACUCAGCACAUGCACCGAAGAUAACAGGAAUGCUCUUGGAGAUACCAACCCCCCAACUUCUAUCUGUCCUUUCCUCAGAUGAAACACUGCGUCAAAAAGUUAAUGAAGCCAUAGAAAUUAUAACUUUUAAGCAAAAGUCGGAAUCAUGUUCUCAAAAUAGUCAACAAAAAAAAUCUGCAUCAGUAGUGCUAGUCGAACCCGCAGAUGACGAUAAUGAACCAUUAUUUUACUCUCCGGGUAAGCGGGGAUUUUAUACACCACGCCAGGGCUUUGCGACCUUUGAGCGCAUUAACGCAUUUAGAAAUAUUGGAAGACUUAUUGGACUUUGUCUGUUGCAAAAUGAAUUGCUUCCACUGUUCCUACAAAGGCACGUGUUAAAGUACAUACUUGGACGUAAAAUCAAGUUCCACGAUUUGGCGUUUUUCGAUCCAGCAUUAUAUGAAUCUUUCAGGCAAAUUAUUCAAAAUGUCCAAACAAAAGAUGGUGAAGAAACUAUCAAUCGAAUGGAAUUAUGUUUUGUAAUUGAUUUAAUGAAAGAGGAAGGUUGUGGCAACACAGAGUUAAUUCCGGGAGGUCGUGAAGUACCGGUUACAUCAAGCAACAUAUUCGAUUAUAUAAGACGUUAUACGGAAUACAGACUGAUUAAAUCGCAGGAAAAGGCACUUGAGGCAUUAAAAGACGGGGUUUUUGACGUUCUGCCUGAAAACAGUAUGAACAGCUUAACCGCAGAGGAUUUACGUUUGCUCUUGAAUGGCGUCGGAGAUAUUAACGUAUCAACAUUGAUUUCAUACACUACCUUUAAUGACGAGUCUAGUGAAGGUCCUGAUAAACUUCUAAAGUUUAAACGAUGGUUUUGGAGCAUUGUUGAAAAAAUGAAUAUAUUGGAACGUCAAGAUUUGGUUUAUUUUUGGACAGGUUCGCCAGCCUUACCUGCUUCGGAAGAGGGAUUUCAACCCUUGCCAUCUGUUACUAUAAGACCUGCGGAUGACUCUCAUCUCCCCACUGCAAAUACUUGUAUAUCUCGACUGUAUAUCCCUUUGUACUCCAGCAAAUCCAUUUUACGCACUAAAAUGCUGAUGGCCAUCAAAUCCAAAAAUUUUGGAUUCGUAUAAGCUAAAGGGCACUUCUUUGUUUAUAAGUUAUUCUUUUUUCCUUGAUUCUAUUUUAGAUUUUGUUUUUGUCUUAUAGCAGCUUUUUGAAAUUAACCAUACCAUUCCCAUUUUUGAUUAUAUAAAAAUUGCAUCAAGUUUGAUAAUUUUUCUCAAAUAGAUAAAUCUUUUCGUAACAUUAUUGAAAGCGAUUGUCAAAAUCAUUACAGACUUGUUUGGAAAAACUAGUUGGUAAAUAUAUGAAAAAUCAAAACUGAAAAAAUUCAAGCAAGAAAAGCAAUUAGGUAUUAGAAAACCUAUGUUUUAAAUUUGGAAUAAAGUAUGUUUUCUUACACAAAUGUA
Messenger RNA from Drosophila pseudoobscura, 9070 nucleotides. It is a transcript of the gene hyd, whose product is annotated as E3 ubiquitin-protein ligase hyd. Bases 116 to 8731 code for a protein of 2871 amino acids. The record is from RefSeq and is a predicted model, not a curated record. Gene Ontology annotation, biological process: positive regulation of canonical Wnt signaling pathway; protein polyubiquitination. Lineage: Eukaryota; Metazoa; Arthropoda; Insecta; Diptera; Drosophilidae. The transcript has 19 exons. Gene Ontology annotation, cellular component: nucleus; cytoplasm. Gene Ontology annotation, molecular function: zinc ion binding; ubiquitin-ubiquitin ligase activity; RNA binding.